Messenger RNA from Abrus precatorius (Indian licorice), 2115 nucleotides. Its product is annotated as xyloglucan 6-xylosyltransferase 2-like. Gene Ontology annotation, biological process: xyloglucan biosynthetic process. Lineage: Eukaryota; Viridiplantae; Streptophyta; Magnoliopsida; Fabales; Fabaceae. The transcript has a single exon. The record is from RefSeq and is a predicted model, not a curated record. Gene Ontology annotation, cellular component: membrane; trans-Golgi network; endosome. Gene Ontology annotation, molecular function: xyloglucan 6-xylosyltransferase activity; hexosyltransferase activity; UDP-xylosyltransferase activity. Bases 185 to 1540 code for a protein of 451 amino acids.
UUGGAAAACAGAAGGUUGUCCUCCACCGACAAGGCGUCCUGGGACACAUUUUAGGACUUAACCACGCGAUUACGCGUUCCCUCACUCACUCACUCACUUUCGUUAUUACAUCGCAGCUGAGCCAAUCGGCGUCUGAGUAAUCACCUGAGUCCGCUUGUAGCCCGAGUCAACUCAGCGAGCCACAAUGCUGGAGCGUUGCCUGGGAACUCGGCGGGUCCGUCAGAUCCAUAGAGCGUGCCGUCACAGCACCGUCACCUUCCUCUGUCUCUUCCUCACCGUCAUCGUCCUCCGUGGCACCAUCGGUGCCGGAAAAUUCGGCACGCCGGAGCAAGACUUCAACGAGAUCCGCCAGCACAUCUCUGCCGCCCGUGCCCGCCGCGUCCUUGAAGAAUCCAAACCUGACACUGCCUCCGACACCACCUCCACCAACUACGCCACCUUCGAUCUCUCCAAGAUCCUCGUCGACGAAGACACCGGCGACGAGCAUAAGCGUGACCCUAACGCGCCCUACACUCUCGGCCCCAAAAUCUCGGAUUGGGACCAACAGCGCCAACAAUGGCUCCGAGAUAACCCUGAUUACCCGAAUUUCAUCGGAUCCAACAAACCACGGGUUCUGUUAGUAACCGGUUCAUCGCCCAAACCGUGUGAAAACCCGGUUGGGGACCAUUAUCUUGUGAAAUCGAUUAAGAACAAGAUUGAUUAUUGUAGGGUUCACGGGAUUGAGAUAUUCUACAACAUGGCUCUUUUAGAUGCUGAGAUGGCAGGGUUUUGGGCUAAGCUUCCUUUGAUUCGUAAACUGUUACUGUCUCAUCCUGAGGUUGAGUUUCUCUGGUGGAUGGAUAGUGAUGCAAUGUUCACCGACAUGGCUUUUGAAGUGCCUUGGGAAAGGUACAAGGAUUACAAUUUUGUGAUGCAUGGGUGGAAUGAGAUGGUGUAUGAUGAGAAGAAUUGGAUUGGUUUGAACACUGGGAGUUUUCUUUUGAGGAAUUGUCAAUGGUCUUUGGAUAUUCUUGAUGCUUGGGCUCCAAUGGGUCCAAAGGGGAAGAUAAGGGAUGAAGCAGGGAAAUUGCUCACUAGGGAGCUUAAGAAUAGGCCUGUUUUUGAAGCUGAUGAUCAAUCUGCUAUGGUUUAUUUGUUGGCUACUGGGAGGGAGAAAUGGGGUGAAAAGGUUUACCUUGAGAAUGCCUAUUACUUGCAUGGGUAUUGGGGGAUUUUGGUGGACCGUUAUGAGGAAAUGAUCGAUAAUUACCACCCUGGACUUGGGGAUCAUAGGUGGCCUUUGGUUACUCACUUUGUGGGGUGUAAGCCUUGUGGGAAGUUUGGGGAUUACCCGGUUCAGAGGUGCUUGAAACAGAUGGAUAGGGCUUAUAAUUUUGGGGAUAACCAGAUUUUACAGAUGUAUGGGUUCACUCACAGGACACUUGCUAGUCGCAAGGUGAAGAGAGUGAGGAAUGAUACAAGCAAUCCAAUUGAUGUCAAGGAUGAACUUGGAUUGCUUCAUCCAGCUUUCAAAGCUAUCAAGCUUUCAUCUUCUUCUUGAUGAUGUUGAUAUUGGUUCCUAGUUCGAGAUUCCUACUACUACUGCUAGAUAUUCAUUCAUCACGUCACUAUAGUGCUGAAAAUUGUAAUCUUUAAUUUAUUUGGAUAUGUAUCAGUUAUCAUUGUUUUAGUAUUAUUGAGUUAUAUUGAUCUCUUUGGAAAGAACAAAUACCCUCCUCGUUUGUGUCUUUUGCUGGACUCUUCCGAUGGUCCAUUUUGUGGAUAAAUUGAUUAAUGAGAAAUUGACAAUAAUUCCCUUCUUUAUUGUUAUCUAAUUUUGAUGUACUUGCUAUGUCUUUGCUUAUGUGGUUAAAGGGUCGUGGAAGGAAUCUCUUGUUAGUAACAACUUCAUCUGCUUGUGACAUAUGGAAUCUGUUUGAUAGUUUGGACCCGUCUUGUAAUGGGAUUUCGCUAUAAAUAUGGUUAAUUAGAAUGAAAACUUGAAGCUUUUCGUAUGUUAUGGAGAUGGACGAAGUACCAGUUAAAGAUCAUCAUGUCGAUGCACCCUCUAAUAGUUUUCAAGAUUAUAUUAUUCUUAACAUUACCGAUAUUGACAAGUUAACUUGCCAGUUACGU